Molecule: messenger RNA, 978 nt
Organism: Dibothriocephalus latus
Lineage: Eukaryota; Metazoa; Platyhelminthes; Cestoda; Diphyllobothriidea; Diphyllobothriidae
Source: the annotation of a GenBank genome assembly
UCUCCGGACCCACUUGGUGAAAUUAUCCGAGACUUUGAGGUCAAUUGUACAAACAUUGCCUCUUUCUACGCUGAAGUUCAAAAAGAUGCCAAAGACUCCAAACUUUUGAAGAUCAGCAAUUACUUUGUCGAUGCGCCCUUGCGCAAGCUUCGCGCAUGGGCGAGUGACGUAAUGAGACGAACGGGGGGAGAAAAUGCACCCACCUUCGAAACUACCUCAAAAUGUGCGCGCCUUCGUCGAAGAUUGACCCGGCUUUUCCAUCUCGCACAAACUUGUCAUGCAUUUAAGCAGCAGUUGGUGUCUGAAGAGAAUCCACUUGUUGCACGCCUGAACCAAGACCUAAUGCGUAUCCGCCUUCAGCUUGCUCUACGUAUGCGACAGCCACAACGCGAGGAACAGGAUUCUAUACGCUUUUCUGAAGAUCCUACCAGUUUGUCCCGACGGUUUGAAUGCAUUACUCUCCCGCCUCCAAUUGUCACUUCAUCAAGACUUGAGAAUGAUCUUGAAAAGUUGACAGAUAACCUCACAGAUCUCCUCAUUUGUUUGGCAGGCAGCAAAUCAGACGUGCAAAAGGCAUUCAGUUUCACUAUUCCACUGGUUGCUGAAAAAAGAAAGUGGUUGCGGAGUCUUGUACGGCGAUCUAUCUCUUCCUUCUGCACUUUCUACUCAAAAUCCGUUGCUGCAGAUUUUGGCUCACCAAAGGGGUUAAGUCUAGCAACUCUGCUUUCUCAGUCUGACUACGAACUCGAGGAAAUCUCAGCGUCGGACACUGAGUGCAUGAUGGAUGCUUUCGAUGUCUUUGAUUCCUUCGUGACUAACGCAAAUGCGGAAGCCGCCUCCAGUGACGGAUCCGCGGACAGCGAUAGCAGUACUUCUAGUGAGGUCGACACAAACAAACACCCGGAAGCGGAUGCAUCCGUUGUUAGUGCUGCCGAAUGUCCUGACACGGGAGUUCAGCAAGCAGGGGAUGUCCCGUAA